Ruditapes philippinarum (Manila clam) is the source of this 4193-nucleotide messenger RNA. Its product is annotated as transmembrane protein 117-like. The record is from RefSeq and is a predicted model, not a curated record. The transcript is spliced from 6 exons. Gene Ontology annotation, biological process: intrinsic apoptotic signaling pathway in response to endoplasmic reticulum stress. The coding region runs from base 159 to 2306 and encodes 715 amino acids. NCBI's taxonomy places the organism in Eukaryota, Metazoa, Mollusca, Bivalvia, Venerida, Veneridae.
UGAUUUCUUGACGUUAUAAUUUAUGACCAAUCAAGCCGACCAGUGAUAUAAACAAAAAACAUGGAUACUUAGGAGUGGAAAAUAGAUAAUAAAUAGAUCAUUAAGACCGUGACGGUAAAAUCAACGACUAUUGGAUAAAUUUGUGCUCAUAAAUAUUUAUGAGGAUGUCUGAUGAUGCACAUCCAAUAAGUGAAGUACAGACGGGAGCGAAAAAUGACGGAAACAAACAAGAUGAAAAACGGCUGUCACUGAGACGACAAGUUUCCAAAAACAAAAAUGGAGGUGGCCCAGUUAUGAUACAGGUACAGGGUCUGACAAUGGAUCCAAGCAGUCCAAGGUACGAAAUUGUUAAAGAUAUGGAAGAACCACAAGAUAACACAGAAAAUCUUGACCCGCUUACAGAAGCAAAGAACAGCAAAAAUAGAAAUGAAGCAGAAGAAUUGGAUGUGGCAGAAGAUGACAAAGAAGAUGCUAAAAACAGGAACUCUUUAGUUAAUGAUAGAACUACUAGUGAUUUAAUUGACGAGUCUGCCGAAAAUACUGAAGAUGGUGCUGCCAAUAAUAACGAUGACAUAAAAGUGGAAAAUAAUAACAUGCCUAAGGAUGAUGCUGAAAUUAAAAAAGACGAGACUAAGGAUGAGAGACCUGAGAAGAAACUAGAUGAUGAUAUAGUUGUCCUUGUUGCUGGUAAAGAUGAUGUUGAUGCAGCAAGUACAUACUCUCUGUUCAUGGAGAAAGACUUUCGUUACUAUUUCCAGCAUCCUUAUUGUCGCUUGUUCAUCUCAUAUUUUGUAGUGUUUUGUAACUUUCUCAUUUACGCAGAGGACCCAGUGGCUCACAGCAGAAAGGAGUGCCUUAUUCCAAUGAUUGGGAAUGAUUUUGCAAUGGUUUGCACAAGAUAUCCGCCCAAUGCAUGGAGUUUGUUAAAGGUUGUAUUCUGGUUAACUGGACUUAUUGUUGGACUAUUCAUUGGCAAACUCCUUGUCCAUGGUCUUCUCUUUAAUGGUAUAUUCCGGUUGAAGAUGUUCAGUGAUGACCAAGGAUCAUGGAUGGUUAUGUUUCUAAUAUCUCUAAUCACAAUUUUCAUCAUGUCAUUGUUCUAUAACCUCUUCCUGAUGAUAGGGGGCGACGCUACAGACCCGUACAGGAUCUCCGAUCUCAUGGGUGUCCGUAAUGAUAUCUUUAUGAAGGCAGCAGCGUGUGGCACUUGGUGUGGAGAUUUCUUUACAGCAUGGAUGGUAACAGACAUCAUGUUACAGGAGAAGUUGUAUCCCGGCUGGGCGCGACCUGUCAGAACCUGGUGGAAGAGAGGCUGGAACCGGAUUAUUUUGUUUUGGAUCGUUGUGCUUGUCACAUCAUUUGUCGUAAUCUUUGUCAUUGCCACCGACUAUAUACAGUGGGACAAACUCAACCGUGAUUUCCUGCCAACCAAUGAAGUCUCCAGAGCUUUUCUUGCUUCAUUCAUUCUUGUGAUGGACCUUCUUAUUGUCAUGCAGGACUGGGAUUUUCCACAUUUUAUGAGUGCAAUAGACAUUAAGCUGCCAGGUUUGAACAUUGCACAUAUCAGGUUCAACAUCCCAAAAUUCCUGAAGAAAGAAUCAUGGCAAGUUCAUAUAACAGGAAAGUGGUUCAACUAUGGUGUUCUGUUUCUGGUAAUGUUACUGGAUCUGAACAUGUGGAAAAAUCAAAUAUUUUAUGCGCCCUAUGAUUACGGUCAGUACACAAAUCCUGAUGGUAGAAUAUACACAGUCCAGGAUGACUACAGCUUGGAAAACUUCAAUGAGACACAGAUAACAUAUUCGUUCAGAAACGCAACAAUUAAUCCUGAAACUGGAAAACCGUACAUAGAUGGCGACACUCAUAUGAAUACAAAGUUUUUCGAUAACUCAAUUGCAAUAAAAGGUUUAGCUUUUAUUCCAAGCAUAGCUGCCUUUAUUGUAUUUGGCGUUCUUAUUUGGAUGUUUGGUAGAUUUAAGCCUACAGAGCAUGACCCAUAUGCUGGGAGGUUGAAGAAACGACUGAAAAAGAGGCUGUCCUUUAAGAAUCUCUCGUUUAGGUUGCCAUGGCGACGGAGGGAGGAAGUAAGGAGGAAAAUUCAUGCUGUGCCUAAGUUGCUGUAUUUUAUGAGGAAAGGUACGAAAGGUGAAAAAGAGCAAAUUGAACAGAAAGAAAUUCCGGCUGAAGGGUUUACUGAUGAUUCUGAAGCUAAGGUUGAAAAUAAGAUUGAGACAACUGUUGUUGAAGGUCGUGAAAUAGAGGAAACAGAGGAAAAAGUCGAGGAAAAGGUCGAAGUAAUUGAUAAAUAGAUAAGAAAAUCAUGAUGAUUCUUUUAGAUGAAUACUUGGAAAUUAUAUUAUUUUUUCCACUUAUGUAAUGAAUGAAUUGGUAAAAUGAUUUUGUUUGGCAGGUUUGAUUGACUUUGUCAAAAGAUAACAGGCAAUAAUUUAUAUACAAAGGCAGUCAAUGAUUUUGUAAAUAGUAUAUAAAUGUAUCAUCCCAUGAUAAUUUUAUUUGGUAUGUAAAUGUUUUUUAAUGACAUAAAUGAAGUGGUGACAUCCACAUUUUUAUUCUAAGUUUAAAAAAAAGUUGGAUUGGUCAUUGAAAAGCAUAUUGACCUUUCCCCAGCCCAUUGACCCCCCAUUUGUACCCAGUAAGUUUCACUGAGCAUUAACCAAAAUAUCAGAAGCUGUUAUUUCUUUGUGAACAGACAUUUUGUAUAAUUUUUCUGAAGACACGGUAAAUUUUCUUUCACUAUUUUAUUGACGGGUUAAACACUUAUGUCAUAGUCUCAGUGCAAAACUGUGUUAUCUUUAUAAAAUGAAGGAACAAGAUACUUUAGUUUGACUGGAGCCAGACUAGAGAUUCAAAAGUCAUUAUUGGUUGUCACCACUUCCUAAUUGAUGGAUACAAGAAAAAUACUGGAGUUUUUCAGUGUCUGUUAAAGCUGAUAUAUUGUGAGGAAAUGUCUUGUGUUAUCAUAAUGUCAACUUGGUAAUCUUAUAUUGUCUUAUAUGUUGUUUAUACAUAUAGAUGUGUUCCAUGUUUCUAUCAAGUGUAGAUAAUGUGCCUAAAUUUUUUCUUUGUACCCAUUUUGUAGAAAAAACAUACAAACAAACCCUAUAUUUUACCAUGUUUAGAGAGUAUAUUUGUUAUGUGUUAGAAAUGUGUAUAUUUUAUAUAUUGUUCUACAUUUUCUGUAAAUUGCUGCUGUAUGUAGUGUAUUGAGGUAGCUACAUUGUGUAUUUAUAAAAUCUCUUCAUUAUCUUAAAUGCCAUUGUAUUUUCUAUUCAAAGAUGUCUAUUUUUCUACUUGCCAUUCUUACCUUGAUAAAAUAUAUUUUGUAAGAUAGUCAGAUUUCAAACAAAUCACCCAAGUAUGUUGAUGGAAGUAUAAUUAUCCUAGAGGGUUGGUAGCACCUACAGUAGACCUAAGGCAAAAGUAUUAUACCAAAUUAGCUUGAACAUGUGUAUAAACUGACCGGUCUCUGUUGAGAUCCCUUUAUCUUAGCUUACAACAGACUGUUCCAAAGUCCAGUAAGUCAAAGCAUAACAAGUAUACAGCUAGUUUUUAGAUCUGUUUUGUAAAGUUUGUUGAAAGGAAACAUGUAUUUGGAUUUUUAGUUAUAACAGCAAUAUAUCACAGUGUGGCUGCAGUUAUAACAGCAAUAUAUGACAGUGUUGCACGUUGUUAUGACAGACUUGUUAAUUAACAUCACUGCAGGCAGUUGAUUAAAUGAUCUAGACAGUUAAUACAUUAAGUUAUCUAAUUGACAAAGCAGUGCUAAUGUAUUUGAUUGAUUGAAGUAUGUGAUUAAAGAGAGAGAUAGACAGUUGGAAACAAAUUGCUUUCUGUUUUUUCUCAAAUAAAACUUGCAGUGCAGGUCUUAGUUAAUACUUUCACCACAGAUUUUGUUUAAUUUAUUUGACUUGCUGCAAAUCAGGAACUGUUCAUUGUAAAUUUUAGGGGUUUUAAGCCAAAAAUAUUUAAAAAGGGUUGGUUGACUGUAUGGGGUCAGGUCACUUGACAUGGCUUUUCUGGCUGUGUCAUCCCUUAUAACCUGUGACAUUGGUGUGGGUUUAUACCUGCUAGUUUUAAAAUUGAAAGUACCACAGGACUGAGAUUUAGUAAUAAAUAAAACCACCAUUAUUGUUCACAUCUAUAAAAAGACUAUAUAUUUUAGACUUUCCUGAAAU